Messenger RNA from Penaeus chinensis, 2078 nucleotides. RefSeq names its product beta-1,3-galactosyltransferase 2-like. Gene Ontology annotation, cellular component: membrane. The transcript is spliced from 2 exons. The record is from RefSeq and is a predicted model, not a curated record. Lineage: Eukaryota; Metazoa; Arthropoda; Malacostraca; Decapoda; Penaeidae. The coding region runs from base 1023 to 2027 and encodes 334 amino acids. Gene Ontology annotation, molecular function: hexosyltransferase activity.
CUGGGAGAGGGCACUGAAUGGGCGGGAAGGAGGAAGGGGGGUCUAUCAUUGCCAUGACACCCCACUUGGCACUCUGGAAUACCCUGCUGUUCGGAGGGAUCUGCCAACGAGUGCUAACCGGGAUGGAUUCGAUCUGCUUGGCUGUAUUGCUUGCAUCAUUGCACUAGAUGCAGCGAUGUGGGCGAGGGCGCGAUGUCAGCAAGCGGCGCUUCUAAUUCUCUGGGACCACGCAAAGGAGAAUGGUAUCCUAUCCCGAGCUACGGGGACCGACAGACUAUUCUCUCCCGGCUCGAUCACUUGUCCGCCACGGAAGCGAGUAAGGCGAAUCUAGCAUCUAGUUUAAUGCCUUGUCAGGGGCCAAGCGAACGCCCCAGCCUCAAUAUACAUAACAGUUCCAGGCUUUCGUUAGGAGCUUCCCCUAAGGCUGAAUCGGAUGACCACACCUGCGGAUAAGCCGAGGAAGUGGUGGUCAUCGCUGCGGCGUCACCAGCAAAUCGCGUAACCACCCGUGAGUCGCGCCGCUGCCGGGCCCUCUCACCUCUCUGAAUGCAGCUCCCUCCGCUUUCAUUCGCUUCAUUUCCCCCGAUAGUAUUAUUAAUCAUUCAUCCCGACGCAAAGAGCGGAUGUUCCAAGCUCCCAGCCGGAGGUUAAGCCUCGAGUGGCCACUCGGGGAUGCGGCCCACCUCUGCACCUUUGGGCCACUGCCACAAUAGGGCCAAAGGUAUUCCCUGUACCCCGUCAGCUGUCAGGUGGACGACUCCCUAUAGGACCCACAGCCCACCUGUCAUGUCAGGUGGGCUACCAGGUGCCCCUUCCCCGGCUUCUUCACUCGUAUGACAGCUUGCUGGCAGGCCUCUCGGGAAAACAGACUGGCAAGGACUGCUUCUCCUGUGACCCCAGAGGUUGAGGUGCAGUCGAUACAAAGCCAGAAAAUAUUCACACGUCGGUGGGCCAUAACUCAGUAACUCAAGGGGCCUCCUGCCGCUCCCAGAUCCUCUACGAUUUAGCCUGCGACGGCAAGAAUGAUUUCGAAAAGACGGAAAGUACUGUUGUCUUUGCUGUCUGCGACUCUUCUUCUGUAUGUGAAGAUCACCGGAGACGAACAGGAAGCAAAUGUCGUCGUCAAGCACGAAUUAAUCUCAAAGGGCACCCAUGCCAGCGCCAAGCAAUACGACGGGAAUUUCUCUAAAAGCGACAGACUUUUGACCGAGUUUCCUUAUAAAUUUCUCAUCGACGAGCCUCACUUCUGCGCCGAGGACCUUCUCGUCUUGAACAUGAUGCCGGUGAGCGUGGGCGACGCCGAGGCUCGGGCGCGGGUGAGGAGGAUGUGGGGCUCCAGGGAGGUCGUGGAUUCGACCAGGCUUCGGCCUCUGUUCCUGGUGGGGGAGACCAACGGCACCGAGCAGCAGAGCCGCCUUCAGGAUGAGAGCGACGAGUACCACGACGUGAUCCAGGUGGGCUUCGUGGACUCGUACCUCAACCUGACGCUGAAGACCCUGUCGGCGCUGCACUGGAAGCACACGCGCUGCCGCCACGUCCCUUGGCUGCUCAAGAGCGACGCCGACGUCUUCGUGAGCCCUUGGGCCGUCACCAGACUCCUCAGGAACGAGACCGCGGACAUCGUCUGCCGGCUCCUCUUCUCCAAAAACGUCUGCCGACCCCACAACUGCAGAGACAAGAGGUGGAUGAUCCCGCCCGAAGUGUACCCGCACGAAUUCUACCCUCCGUACUGCAACGGCCCCGUGUAUGCCGUCAACCAGAAAUCCGUGCGAGAGAUCCUGACGGUGGCGUCGGCCGAGAAGCCCUUCCUGAUGGAGGACGUCUAUUACACGGGCAUCCUCGUCCAAGGCCUCGACCUCAAGUACAACAACAUCGGAAGUCGCUGCCAGCUGUACCACCUGAAGCACCCUCCGUACGACACUGUUGGCAGGGGGCGGUCCCUCUUUCUCGUCAACCCGGAGCAGAAGAGUCGACAUCGCUACACCUUAGAGGAUGUUUGGAAUUACCUAAUGUCGUUGCGAACGUGAUCUUGGUGUAUUUUGAAGGUACUGUAGAAAUAAAGAUUUUUUAAGAUAUUA